CGCGGAUAUCACAUUAUAUUAUUUGGAUUAUAAAUUAUUAUUGGGAUACAAACUAGAUCGUCGUAUGAAAUAUUAUGUAAAAUAUCUAAUGGUAGUUUAGAUUGUGGUCAGAAACGCUUUUUGCAUUAUUAAAUGAGUGGUUGAGUCUCGGAGAGGUCAGUGACAGUGAAGGGCGCUAGAGAGUCGGUCCGGGCGGAACCGGACACUGUCUGUCGCUCUGGUUCCGGUCAGGAUCGGUCCAGUAAACCCGAAUCACCAUGGCGUCCGCCGGUCCACCCGACACGGGCUUAUCCGCCCCUCCAGAUCUGAGGACUCCUUUUUGGAGGCUGUUGGCCUCACGGAGAGGGUCCAGUGGAAUUCGAAAGAUGACAUUGACGGAGGGGCCGGGAUCAUCUCAGAGUAUGAAGAAGACUAUUGGUCACAGAGGAGUUGACCCCACUGGAGAAACAACUUACAAAAAGACGACUUCCUCCGCCCUCAAAGGUGCCAUCCAGCUGGGAAUCACACACACGGUGGGCAGCCUCAGUCAGAAAGCAGAGAGAGACGUUCUCAUGCAGGACUUCUAUGUAGUGGAGAGCAUCUUCUUCCCGAGUGAAGGAAGUAAUUUGACUCCAGCACACCACCACGGUGACUUCAGGUUUAAGACCUACGCCCCCAUCGCCUUCCGUUAUUUCAGAGAACUCUUUGGCAUUCGACCUGACGAUUAUCUGUACUCUCUGUGCAAUGAUCCUUUGAUUGAAUUGUCCAACCCUGGAGCGAGUGGAUCGAUAUUUUAUGUGACAAGCGAUGAUGAGUUCAUUAUUAAAACAGUGCAGCACAAAGAGGCAGAGUUCCUGCAGAAGCUACUGCCCGGCUACUUCAUGAAUCUGAAUCAGAACAAGAGAACGCUGCUCCCCAAGUUUUACGGCUUGUAUUGCGUGCAGGCGGGCGGAAAGAACAUCCGGAUUGUUGCAAUGAAUAACCUGUUGCCCUGUAGUGUGCCUAUGCACCUCAAAUAUGACCUAAAGGGCUCCACAUGCAAGCGCCGUGCCUCCCCCAAAGAGAGAGAGAAGAGCGUCCCCACUUACAAAGAUCUGGAUUUCAUCCAGGAUAUGCCCGAGGGCAUCCAGCUCGAACCUGACAACUACAACGCCCUCUCCAAAACCAUCCAGAGGGACUGCCUGCUGCUGCAAAGCUUUAAGAUCAUGGACUACAGUCUUUUGGUGGGAAUCCAUAACUCGGAUCAGGCAUCCCGUGAGCAGCGAGCAGGGGCAGUAGAGGCCGGGGGGUCCGAGGGGGCCGUGACGCCAGACCACAGGAGGCCACAGGCUCAGAAAGCUCUCUACAGCACCGCUAUGGAGGCCAUACAGGGAGAGGCCAAAGGGAAAGGAACCCUGGAAACAGAGGACCAAUGGGGAGGAAUCCCUGCACGCAACAGUAAAGGAGAGAGAAUACUGAUUUACAUUGGGAUCAUCGACAUAUUACAGUCAUACAGAUUUAUUAAAAAAAUAGAGCAUUCCUGGAAGGCCUUGGUUCAUGAUGGGGACACGGUCUCUGUACAUCGCCCCGGAUUCUACGCGGAGCGCUUCCAGCGUUUCAUGUGCAGCACAGUUUUUAAGAAAACACUGAAAUCAUCCCCCUCAAAGAAGAACCGAAGUGGCUGUUCGAGUUUUGUGAGACGGCUUCCGAUGGGAAGCUCUGCUUCUGCUCCCGGUGGACAGACAGUUGCUGACGCCAGACUCCUGUACCGUACUCAUCCUCACCAGACCGACUCAGAAGGAGAGAGUGGCAUGCACCUGGGCAGACUCGACCUGCUCCCAAAUCCUUUGACUGGAAGCUCCAGUGAGUUUGGGGCAACAGACCUGCCAAACUCUUCACCUGGCAGCACAGGAAUGACAUCGUCUUCACCUCCUCAAAGGUCUGUAGGGGUGGAGGUGCACAAAUCUGCAGUCGUUGAGCCUGACAGCAGCGGCCCUCAGAGCUCUGGAGGCGAAUGCUUAGAUGAACAGCUGAGCAACAAAGAUGCCAUUUCACUCAAAGACAUCAUCCCAGAAACUGACAUUUGAUUUGUAUGUUUUAAAUGAACAAAUGUUACAAAAAUAUUC
Messenger RNA from Carassius carassius (crucian carp), 2084 nucleotides. Its product is annotated as phosphatidylinositol 4-phosphate 5-kinase type-1 alpha-like. Gene Ontology annotation, biological process: phosphatidylinositol metabolic process. The coding region runs from base 258 to 2045 and encodes 595 amino acids. NCBI's taxonomy places the organism in Eukaryota, Metazoa, Chordata, Actinopteri, Cypriniformes, Cyprinidae. Gene Ontology annotation, molecular function: phosphatidylinositol kinase activity. The record is from RefSeq and is a predicted model, not a curated record. The transcript is spliced from 16 exons.